Messenger RNA from Acytostelium subglobosum LB1, 4962 nucleotides. RefSeq lists its product as hypothetical. The coding region runs from base 1 to 4962 and encodes 1653 amino acids. Lineage: Eukaryota; Evosea; Eumycetozoa; Acytosteliales; Acytosteliaceae. The transcript has 5 exons. Gene Ontology annotation, molecular function: phosphatase activity. The record is from RefSeq and is a predicted model, not a curated record.
AUGCGAUCAUCACUAAACUCAUCGGAUAUACAGUCUGGAGGAGGAGGAACACAACCUCAAAGGACAAGUCAACAAUCAUCAUCACAGCAACAGAACAAUAACAACAACAUUAGUAAUAGUAUAGGUAAUAGUAAUAGUAAUAGUAAUAGUAGUAAUAGUAGUGCGACAACAAUACGAUCAACAUAUCAUGAUAUAUAUGAUAGUGCACAUGGUGAUUAUUUCAUUGUGUCCACAUUGUCAUUUAGAAGAGAUACACAGAUUAUAAGGAUCGAUGGUAGGUGCGGCCUGAUGAUGUAUGAGGGCCUGCCAGGCUUGGAUCUAUUCCCAAAUCAUCGUCAGGCAACAGCCUUCCUACAGAAGAAGUAUAAUCUCAAGUCCAAGGUACGUGUGUCAGCAUUGCUCGGCUACAUCAUUGGCGAGCGUGCCGCCUACCUGCUCGUGGCCAACAAGAUCAGAUCAGAGGGUGAGCUGCUUGGUGUGCAUCCCCUAUUCAUGGUGCAAGAGAGCAGCUGGAUCAAGAUUGAACUGUCCUACUUGUCAUCAUUCACCUCUGCCGCUUCUUCAUCAUCAUCUCGCAACGCCAAUGGCAACAACAGCAACAAUAUUAACAACAUCAACGGUGGUGGACAAGCAUCAUCUUGCGAACCCUUGUCCGCAUCUACAUCAUCAACAAGCGAAGCCUAUUAUGGCACGUCUGAAUUGGGCUCGUCGACCUCGUCUACGGCAUCGAGCCACGGCCACGGCCAUGGCCAGGGACAACAUUCAAUGUCCUCGUCAACAGGUGGCACAGCAGCGACAAAGGAUUCUAGCGAGACUGCGGCCUCUGUACUCAAACAGCUGCAGGCCUACCCACUGGACGGCACACACUUCUUCUGCGAGACCUACGACCUCACCAGCUGUUUCCCCUCACACAAGAACACGCCCUACCAGUACUGCUCAGAAUUCACGUGGAACGAGUGGCUGCGUCGCCCAUUCGACACCUUCUCGCUGUCACAUCUGUGCGUCGUGCUGCUACAGGGCUACGUGUCGAUCAAGUCGGUGGCAUCACAGUCGCUCUCGAUCUGCUACAUCAUGAAGCGUUCAAAGCUCAACCCCGAGACCUACUCCUUUGGACAUGGCAUCAAUGAGCGAGCAGGUGCAGCCAACGAGUAUGAGUGCGAGCUCAUCAUGUGGAAGAUUCAAAAGGCGCAACAGACAUCGACGUCGAUGUCGUCAAACUCCUCCAAUGCGCCCUCCUCAACCGUCAACUGGACAUCGAAUGUUUGGCGACGUGGUACCAUCCCCUUGUGGUGGCGAUCUCGACAGAAGAACCAAAGCACAGAUAUACAGGUCAAGGACAACCCGUUCGAGGGCUCCGAGCAAUACUUUGCCGGCCUACUACAGCACUACCAAUCGAUGUAUGAGCCCAGUAAGAUGUCUCUACCAAACAUCCAUCUGGUCAACCUGUUGCGCGCGGACGACACGCAGGAGGGCCCACUGGCGCAGCUGUACCAGCAAGGUGUCGAGCGCGUCAUGUCACUGAUCAACCUCAAUCUCAACCUCGUCCACUUUGAUUGGGCCCAGUGUCUGAAGAACCAGUCGCUGGCAAAGACUGUUCAGUCGCUGUGGAACACAAUGCGCGAGCUGAUGGACACUGCUGGCUUCUCAAAGGGCGUUGCCAAAGUGGUCAAUGACGACGGCGGCGCCUCGUCGCUUCAGCACGAGACGCACGGUACACCAAACGUGGACUACAGCAUCAACCCGACCGAUCGCAAGCUGGUCUUUGAACAGUUCAGCCAUCAGAAGGAGAUCAUCAAGUACAGCUGUCUCGAGUCAUUGGAGCGUGUCAACAUCGCCACCUAUUUCACUUCGUUCCAACUGGUGGCACUGAUGGGUCGCGCACUGGGCGUCGGCUUCAACGACAUGUUCACAUUCUCCAACAAUGUCACUCUGGACUACAUGAUCAACACACACAAGCAACAUGGUCUCUUCCAGCCUCUCACCGAGUUCUACGCCACCAGCUCUGACGUAUGCAACAUCCUCUACCACCACAACUCAGUUCAGCAGCCCAAGAUCAUGCAAGAGUUCACCAACAGUGUGUCUCUGACAUCAAUGAACCAUCUAUUGUCAUUCCAUCGCAAGUACACAAACACAUAUCAAGAGGAGAAUAGGAACAAGCAGUAUUUGACAUUCCUUGGCUUGCUGGGGUCCAGGUUCUUCCCGUCUAACAUGGGCCUCCAGCUCGAGCGACCUUCUUACACAAUCUCAAUCGCGCCAGUCAGUUGUGUUAGUUCCAUCCCAACGAUACUGGCCAAGAGCAAUCUGAGCCCAUCGAUAUUGGUGCGCGAAAUCGACGACUUUAGUUGGAUAUUCCCAAGCGACACCAACAACACAGACGUCACGAUAUACCUCUCGCAGCCAUGCAUCGUCACCGAGCUCUGCCUGACUGUGGCACAUGGCACCAACAGCGACACGUACCCGCAGGUCAUGGACGUGCUGCUGGGCGACUAUCACAACGACAUGCACGUCGUGCUUCAGGAUGUGGCCAUCCCACGAUGCACGACCGGCACCAAGCUGUCCUACCACCUGCCGUACGGCCCGUGGGAUCAGUACUCUGCGAUCGCCGACGAUCUGCGAAUUACCGCUACGCCCUCCAACCGCUUCUUCAACCGCUUUGUAAAGAUUAUAUUCAAGGGAAACAACCUCCCUCUGACCAUUGGCAAGAUCGAAGUGUUUGGACACUACUCCAACCGCGUAGUCAAGCCUGUUGCCAACGUACACAGGAGCACCGCGGACCAAGUGGCCCGGAUCGAGAGUACCCGACACAGCUCUGUCGAUCGCAACAAUGGCUACGACAACUUCACCAACUUCAUCUUGGACAGCGACGCCGCCGGCACCGAGCACUCCAAGGCUCACGCCAGUAGCAAUGGCGAGUACAGACCGACAUACUCAUCAGAGAGCAUUGGCAAUAUGAAUGGCAAUAGCAAUGGCAACGGCAACUUGUACGACACAAUCAUUGACAAUCAGAUCAACAACAUCCUAUCAAUCUUACAAUGUGAGAAGGGUGUAGACAUCACAGCCGCGACCACAGCAUCUGCCAACCUGACCGCGUCAAACAACUCGACCCAGCUCCAACAACAACAACAGCAACAACUACAACACUCUGGCAAUGGUGCGCCAGAGUCAGCGCCAGAGACGGGCAACAAGAGCCCAGACAUGGGCAGCCCCAAUGAGAUCCUUCUCAUCAGAGACUACAGUGGCGGUCAGACAUUCAUGGAGGAGAUGAACUCGCAAGAGGUUGCCGAGACAUUCAAGAUAUCAUCACACAGGAAGCGUGGCGCCGAAGCCUCCAACACGCCAACUAUGCUCUAUGAGCAGGAGCUACAGACUGUCCUGAAUGGAAGCAGCAGCAGUAGUAGUAGUGGAAGCAACAACAACAGCGCGCACAUUCAACGACUUGGAUUCGUUGAGGCAUUGGAGCUCGAGAUGAGGAGGAUACAGCUCAACGUCACACCGAUGGAGCGUGACAAACUGUUACAGCAACUGGGCAUCCCUUGCAACUCGGUCAAUCCGAUGCGAUUCAUAUUCGAGCGUGAGGAGAAGAUCGAGCACUCUAUCAGGAAGAACACCAAGAACAAGCAGUCGUCCAGCUGGACGUGCCAGAGGCCGCAGUGUGGCAAGGAGCUUGGAUACUUUGACAAGUUCCGUCACAAGCAGUGCAACUAUUGCUACAAGCGCUUCUGUCCGUCGUGCAUGUCGGCCGCCACGGUCAAGAUCAUCGAGUACGAGAGCACAAAGCCGAUCGCCGUCUGCAACAACUGCUCGAUGAUCAUCGCCAAGCAGGAAUCGUACCUGAAGCGCAUGGCGGAAGCCAACAACAUCUACUACAAGGAUCUGGCCAGCUUCAACCUCACAUUCUACCAGAGGGUGUUGCACCAGCUCCAACAGAACACCUCGUCGCAGCCCAACCACUCGUUCGACUCAUUGUACAAGACGCUGAUCCCGCUAUCCGAGUAUCCCAAGAGUGGCAUCCUCAACUCAGUGCCAACGGACAUCAACUCGCCACCAAUCGAAACGAUACUGUUGCCACCUGGCGUGCUGCCAUUCACCAUGUUCUGGUACGCCCCACCCAAUGUCAACUCGGUGGACGUCAACAUAGUGCUGGCCUAUGACUCGCAAGUCUACUCGAUCACACUACUUGUCGACUCGCUCGGCUACUACAACUACAACGUGCCAUCAGUCGACAUCAAGAUUGGCAAGAAUCUCUGUCAGAGCGACAUGGAGUCUGUUGGACCAUGGGUGUUCCAACCAAAUGGAUGGAGUUCCAAUCCAAGCCAAAUCAUCCAACCUCAAUCCUGUAUUUCAUAUAUUCUUCCACAGCCACGCCAGGCAAGAGUGAUCUCACUGCGAUUCACUCUGCCCAACCUUCCAACAUUCCUGACCUACGAUAACAGCGAGCCAGUCAAACCAUUCCUUCAUCUAGGACGCAUAGCAGUGCAUGGAUACUACAACGACUCAUUGAGUGAGGUUCCAUCGUUCCUCUCAUCGUCAAUCCCCCUCGAGGCAAGCGACAAAGAGCUUUAUGAGAAUACCUUGUACUCGGUAUCAUCGGUGACGCCCAAGCGCAAUCCCAUUCACCUGUCCAAGAUUAUCACAGCACAAAAGUCUGCAAGGACCAUCCACAUCAGCAUCGAUUCGACCGUCACAGUCAAGGGCGUGAGCAUCAUCAUCUCGCACGACGACAACGAAGGUGUGCGAUCCCAAGUGAAAGGAAUCACCAUCAGCUGUGUCAUUGUCAAUCAGAAGAAUGAGCUACUGUCACAUCAAUUCUUGUCUCAGAUACUUGUACCCAAGAGCCGACUGAACAGCACGCUCUACUUUGACCUCCCCAACAUCCCACCUUCGAUCAACCUAUUAUCAUUCGAGUUCACCUCCAACUAUGGAGGAACAGUCCUGUCAAUACCCAAAGUAAACCUCUAUUAA